GGCGUCGGCGGAAGCGAGUUGGCGGUGAGGCGGGGGCAAGAUGGCGGUGGUGGAAGUGGAGGUGGUGGGGGCGCCGCUGGAGCCCGGCGCCGACGAGGUUGACCUCUCGCACCUGGACCCGGAUGAGAGAUGGAGGAUCGAGCAUGCCCGGAUGCACGCCAAACACCGGGGCCACGAGGCCAUGCACGCCGAGAUGGUCCUCAUCUUGAUUGCCACGUUGGUCGUCGCCCAGCUGCUCCUGGUACAGUGGAAACAGAGGCACCCUCGCUCCUACAACAUGGUGACCCUCUUCCAGAUGUGGGUCGUCCCCCUCUAUUUCACCGUGAAGCUGCACUGGUGGCGGUUCCUGGGCAUCUGGAUUUUCUUCUCGGCCAUCACAGCUUUCGUUACCUUCCGAGCCACCCGGAAGCCCCUUGUCCAGACCACCCCCAGAUUGGUCUACAAGUGGUUCCUCCUCAUAUACAAAAUCAGCUACGCCACAGGCAUCGUGGGCUACAUGGCUGUCAUGUUCACCCUCUUUGGACUUAAUUUAUUAUUCAGAAUUAAACCAGAAGACGGCAUGGAUUUUGGGAUCUCGCUCCUGUUCUACGGCCUCUACUACGGAGUCCUGGAACGGGACUUUGCGGAAAUGUGUGCGGAUUACAUGGCCUCCACCAUCGGGUUCUACAGCGCCUGUGGGAUGCCCACCAAGCACCUCUCGGACAGCGUCUGUGCCGUCUGCGGGCAGCAGAUCUUCGUGGACGUCAACGAGGAAGGGAUCAUCGAGAACACCUACCGGCUCUCCUGCAACCACGUCUUUCACGAGUUCUGCAUCCGGGGCUGGUGCAUUGUGGGGAAGAAGCAGACCUGCCCGUACUGCAAGGAGAAAGUGGACCUCAAGCGGAUGUUCAGCAAUCCCUGGGAGAGGCCGCACGUGAUGUACGGACAGCUGCUGGACUGGCUGCGCUACCUGGUGGCGUGGCAGCCGGUCAUCAUCGGACUGGUGCAAGGGAUUAACUAUAUCCUGGGGCUGGAGUAGCCCCCCAUCCCCCGGUUCCUGCCCCAGAGCCAGAACGCCCUGGGGAGCCGGGCUCUCGAGCCGCCCGGCCCAGGACGCCUUGGGAGCCCCAGGAGAAGUGUUCUCGGUCACUUUACCUCUCAGGACCGUGGCCUCCGGCCCAGUGCUGCUGCGCCACAACCCAGACGGACUCUGCGCACGAGGAGCACCCCUGAGGCCGGCUUCUGCUGCUUGCAGGAUGGGAGGGAGGAGGUCUCCCUCUUUCCUUUUUCCUUUCUUUUUUUUUUUUAGCAAGAAAGAAAAUUAUUUUAACGAGCCUAUCGAAACAUCUUUUUAUUCCUGAUGCAAAAGGAAAUGGAUGUUUCCCUCUGGCAUCGCCCCUUUGGGCCAGGCCUGCCCCCGCCCCCUCCUCUUGGCCGCCUCUGGAGGAGGUCGAGAGGGGCUCCUGCCCUGUUCCCCAGCCCCAUCAUCCCCAACCGACCCAGGGGGUUCCCGUCCUCUGUCGACCAAACCCCGAGUCUGGGUUUCCUCCGUUUCUCCUGCCCUCCUUGGGCCUUCAGCAGGAGGGGCCCCAGCCUGAAUUUUGGGGAAGAGGCUCCUCUGCCUUCCGCACUCUCCCCUCUAAAUGUCUCUUGCGAAUGGUUCCUAGUCAAACCCGGGACUUUUCUUGCCUGCCCGUUAGACCGGUCGAGCUUUGGAAGUAGCAGCUCAAAAACGUGGUCAGCCGUUGUCUUUCUCUCCCCUAAACAAGCCAACCCGCCAGAUUGAGGGGUUUCGGGGGGCAUCGGCUCCUCUCCUCUCCCUCCACUUCGCCAGGAGGAAGCAACACCGUGCUGCGUUCAUCCCAACGUCGCUGAGAAGUCCUGCUCAAUCCAAGGAUUGCUGGGUGGCCUCCCAUCCUCACCACUGUCUGGUUAUUUUGGGGGCUUGGCGUGGCAGCGUUCGGUUUAACGAACAGCGGUGUUAAUGCGGGGAAGGAGAAUAAAGCCAGGAGCUGCUUUGGCGCAUUUUAACUCCAGGAGAUCGGUGCAAAUGGGUGGGGGGCAGGUGGCCCUUGACCCAGGAAGAGAGGAAGUCGCUCCCACCCAACCCUCCUCGCACCUGGGUCUGUAUCGGGGAGGUGGGCAUUGCGUAGAGCUCCUUUCUCUUAGCCCCAGAUGAGAGGAGGUGAGAUGCCUAGCCGGGCAGAUCCCCUUCCGCACAGGGGCUCCCGGACCCCUUGCGAGAGGAUGACCUCACCCUGUCAAGGACAGGCUCCAGGGUCUCCAGAAGGUUGCUCCCCAUCACCACCUAUGCAGCGGCCGAAAUACCGGGUGCCUCCACAGGGGACGGGGGUUCAGUUGUGGGGUGCAUCUCUCUGGCUCGCCACUCACAGGACAAGGGCCAGGCUGUGUCUCUGCCACUUCGUGGCUCUCGCUUUCCUGGGCAUCAGCUCGUAGGGGAAGCUUUGCAGCCGGUCACAGCCUCUCCCUGAUCCCCACGAAUAGCGGGGUGAUGGGCUUCCCUGGAUCACCAGGAAAGGGGUCCAGAUGCAGAGCUCUCUCCAGCAAGGGGAGGAAGCUGGGACGGUUGGGGGGUCAUUCCUAACCAUGGUUGGCAUCCUUCCAGAUGUGUCCAGUACACACACAUACACACACACACACAGCCUGGCCCCCCCUGUGCAACCUACUGCCAACAGGGAACUUUCUUGUAGACAAAUCCUUAAAGAGUGCAGAUGGAUUUUUUUCUCUCCCCCCCACCCCUUUUGAAACAACGUGUAAUAAAUUCUGCUAAAUUGCU
This is a messenger RNA of Pantherophis guttatus, 2776 nucleotides long. RefSeq names its product ring finger protein 121 (gene RNF121). Gene Ontology annotation, molecular function: metal ion binding; ubiquitin protein ligase activity. The record is from RefSeq and is a predicted model, not a curated record. Lineage: Eukaryota; Metazoa; Chordata; Lepidosauria; Squamata; Colubridae. Gene Ontology annotation, biological process: ERAD pathway. Gene Ontology annotation, cellular component: endoplasmic reticulum membrane; Golgi membrane.